AUGGCGCGCAGUGUUGAAGUGAUAUUCACCACCUCCGUCGGUGGCGUGAGAACUAUAUCGGCCAUCGUUCUUACUCUGCUGUGUUUUUCCAGCGUCGUCCGUUGCAGUGACAGUGAAAAGUCCGGCGACGUUCGCCUACCGCCAAUGUAUCAUUUUGAGAAUAAAAAUAGGUGCCUUUCCGAUGAUCCCAGCAACAUCUACUGUGUGGCAAGAACCAUCGUCAAACCGGACAAUUCAUCCAAUGUGUGGAAAAUAAUUAAGGAAAACUCCAUAGAAGACACCCAAUACCGCCAUUACCUGUUAGACCGGGGGUUUUGUAUUAAGACUUGCACUAAACUCGUAAAUGGUUUAACGGAAGAUCAGAAACGAUUCUUCGACCAGAAAAAAUUUUACGUUGAAACACCGUACAUAUAUGAUGCCACAUUCAUCCCUGGAAUGGAAAACUACAAACGAGACUACGGAAGAACCACCAACAUCUGCCUCGGUUAUCAGCUGCAACGUGACUACAAUCUUUCCAGCUAUUCCGAAAUAGAACACUGUACCACCUCAGACACCUUCAACAAGCCGAUCACCGUGUUUCACGUCCUAUUCGCCGUUUCGAUUGGCGCCAUCAUUCUCCUAGUGCUUCGUGCCACAUUUCGUGACAACAGGGUCGUGCGAAAUCUUAACAACAACCAUGUCACCGUGGAGGACAGUUCCAGCUCGCCGGAAAAUGACAUCUGGAUGGAGUUCUCGCUAAAUCGUAGCUUCCGGCGGCUGUUAGCUGAGCCACGGACCAAACUACAACGGGACUUGGCCUUCAUGGAAUCGGUGCGCGUUCUGUCGGUGUUUUUCAUCAGUACACUGCACACUACUAUGGCGUUCGGGGCAAGCCCGAUGGCUAAUCCGGAACAGUUGGAAGCACUAUUCAGUAAUGCUGUAGUGAGGACUGCUUCGGCCGUGUUUCCGUUUUUGGUGCACACGUUUUUCACCAUCGGUGGGAUGUUGCUGGCGGUGCAUUUUUUGGAUUUCAUCGAGACCGGGCCCAAAUUUCGUUGGUCGAUAUUUUUCGGUGGAGUGAUGAAUCGGUAUUUGAGGAUGCUUCCGGCGUACUUAAUAAUGUGGCUGUAUCAAGUUUCGUGGCUCGACCGGAUUGGAAAUGGUCCGACCGCGCAUAGGCUGGUGGAUGUCGAGAUGCACUUUUGCAAGAAGAACGGCUGGACAAAUUUUCUGUUCAUCAACAACUACUACAAAUAUAAUGAGGCUUGUAUGCAACAAACCUGGUACAUGGCUGCUGACUUCCAAUUCUUCUUCAUUGGUAUGAUCAUUAUGAUGCUUCUUUGGAGAUUUCCAAAAUCAUCGAAAGUAGCAAUAGCGACGAUGAUGACUGUCUCAGUAGUCGCUCCUAUAAUCAACAAUUACGUUUUCAACUUCGUGGGAGUUAUCUUGCUCAAUUUCAAACACCUACGCUUCAUGCUCUUCCACUACGAAUGGAUGCAGCGAGAUUACGUUCUGGCACAUCCUCACACGUGUAGUUACUUUUCCGGCAUAAUCGCGGGAAUAGCGUACCACCGUGCUCAGAAAGAUCCGAAAUACCUUGGAAAGCUAACCAUUUACAAACAUUUGAAGCGGAUUGCGCCGUUGAUGGUGCUGCUGAUGUCUGCUCCGGCAACAUUUUUCUACGGUAUCCAUCCAAGUUCUCCUUCACUGUGGAUGGCAAUUUACGCGUCCGCACAUCGGAACUUUUUCGGAAUCAUGUGUGGAGUGGGUCUUUUGUACGGUGCCACAGAUGGUAGCAGUAAGAUACCGUCCAUCUUUAGGCACAGGGUUGUAUUAGCAAUCGGGCGCUUGUCGUUCUGUGUUUAUCUGGCACAAUUCAAUGCGAUUAGAUUUUACUUUUUGAAUGUAAGCGAAAAUGGGUUUGUUGUGAAUGUGCAUAAUUUUAUAAACGCCUGCCUGGUAGUCUUUGGUUUAUCAUACGGAGCGGGACUGCUACUUUGUACAAUGGUUGAGCUUCCGGUUGCUGCGGUCAUUAAACGGCUUCAAGGUGCUUCGAAAUCUUCUAAGGAAUCGAUCAAAACGGAAACGGAGAUCAAUGGAAACGGAAAGAUUAAGUAUACCUAAAACUACCUCAACGGGAAUUGUAAUAUGUAUAGAUGUAUAUGCUUUGAAUUUAUUGUUAAAUAAAGAGUAUUUGGACUGA
Molecule: messenger RNA, 2182 nt
Organism: Topomyia yanbarensis
Lineage: Eukaryota; Metazoa; Arthropoda; Insecta; Diptera; Culicidae
Product: nose resistant to fluoxetine protein 6-like
Exons: 9
Coding region: 1-2103 (700 amino acids)
Molecular function (GO): acyltransferase activity, transferring groups other than amino-acyl groups
Source: RefSeq, a predicted model, not a curated record